This is a messenger RNA of Sphaeroforma arctica JP610, 429 nucleotides long. RefSeq lists its product as hypothetical. The coding region runs from base 1 to 429 and encodes 142 amino acids. The record is from RefSeq and is a predicted model, not a curated record. NCBI's taxonomy places the organism in Eukaryota, Ichthyosporea, Ichthyophonida. The transcript has a single exon.
AUGGUAGGCACUGUUGAUCCAACCAUGCGUGUCAGUGAGCGAACGUCAAACGGAACUAUUUCUGGCGGUGUGAAUGCAGUCGCGCCCGGUGGCGAACUAUUCUUUGGCGGCGUUGUGUCCCCUGCAUUGCAGUCUAUUAUAGGACUGGCUACCGCCACUACAUGCCAAUACCGUGUUGUGUGGACUGCCACAGAAAGCACAGUACAAGAAAAGCGUAACUUCUACGAGUUCAAUUCUGGAACUGUGCACGCAAUUGCAACAGCAACUGCCGUGGCAGUGAUGGCGGCCCAGGCUAUUGAGCGUGGUGAAAAUGCAACCAUACUGGCUGUCGAGGAUGAACUCAAAAAGUAUACUAUUCAGCCAACAUGGUGCGGAACUGACUGUGACGCAUAUGGUUCUGGUAUACUUACAAUGCAAGUACAGGAAUAA